This is a messenger RNA of Lucilia sericata (common green bottle fly), 2816 nucleotides long. It is a transcript of the gene Stim, whose product is annotated as stromal interaction molecule homolog. The record is from RefSeq and is a predicted model, not a curated record. Gene Ontology annotation, biological process: activation of store-operated calcium channel activity; store-operated calcium entry; intracellular calcium ion homeostasis. Gene Ontology annotation, cellular component: endoplasmic reticulum; plasma membrane. NCBI's taxonomy places the organism in Eukaryota, Metazoa, Arthropoda, Insecta, Diptera, Calliphoridae. Gene Ontology annotation, molecular function: protein binding; calcium channel regulator activity; calcium ion binding.
UGUAUUUUUCAUUCAAUCGUAGUUGUUGGCACGGAUUAAUUUUUUGUUAAUUUUUUUUAACUAGAAAACGAUUUAACAUUUUUUAACAACAAUUUUUAAGACCCAAAAACAAGAAAUUUUCCAUAAAUUUCAUAAACAACGAGUUAAACAACCUUCAAAUAUAAUGUUUUAUUAAUAAAAGUGUUAAAAAAUUCCUCUUUUUUUAAAUCUCUUUCAUAGUUUGGUUUUACACUCUCUCUUUCACACUCUCAAUAAUUUGUUUAACAAAAACCUACAUUUCUAACGAAUAUUUCUUUGUGUGCCUUUAAGUGCUGUAGAGAAGAACAACAAGAACAAAAACAAUAUGCAGUUUUUUCAAGUUUUAGCCACAUUUACCCUUUUAAGUUUGUCUACACAUAAAUGUUUAGUAAACAGUAAUUCCGCUCCAGGCGAUAAUAAAGCGGGCGGUAAUCGUUUCAAUACCCACCUAAGUGCAGUAGACAGUGGUGGUCAACCGCCAACGCCUAGCAAUCAUCCUAGAUAUCAGCACAUACCACCACAUCAGCAGCAACAACCGCAUCAUCAACAACAUCACAGUCAGCAUCAGUAUGCGGGCCAUGGUGGUGGUGGUGGGGGUGGACACAAUAUGGUGGGUAGCGGCAUACAUCAUCCCUCACAUGGAGCUGUUAUAGGUAGUCCGCAUAUUUAUCAUCCAGCUCCUAAUAGUGGUCAUGCUGAACCUAAAAAUACCUACAAUCUAUUAAGUGAGGCCAUGUCUCAGGCUGUUAGCAAUGAAUUCAGCUCUCUUGGCAGCGGUUCAGCGGAUGGUGCUUGUCAUGCCGAUGAUCUUGAUUGUUAUAAUGAUCAAGAUCGUUUGGGCAUGGAAGCAAUUAGAAGUUUACAUCGUCAAUUAGAUGACGACGAUAAUGGCAAUAUUGAUUUAAGUGAAUCUGAUGAUUUUUUGCGCGAAGAACUUAAAUACGAUUCGGGUUAUGAGAAACGUCAAAAAGCUUUCCAUUUCAAUGAUGACAUGCAUAUAUCGGUUAAAGAAUUGUGGGAGGCCUGGCUAAGAUCAGAGGUUCAUAACUGGACUACCGAACAGACCACCGAUUGGUUGGCUCAAUCUGUACAACUUCCUCAAUAUGUGGACUUAUUUAAGCAGCACAAGGUGUCGGGCGCAAGUUUGCCAAGAUUAGCAGUUAAUAAUAUGCAUUAUGUCAGCAAUGUUUUGGGCAUUAAAGAUCCCAUACAUAAACAAAAAUCCUUAAAGGCCAUGGAUGUGGUCCUAUUUGGACCACCCAGAGAGACUGGAACGCGUUGGAAAGAUUACAUUUUAGUAACUUUACUAUUAAGUGCUAUAAUUGGUUGCUGGUAUGCUUAUCAGCAAAAUAAAAAUGCUAAAAGACAUUUAAGACGCAUGGCUCAAGAUAUGGAGGGUUUGCAAAGAGCUGAACAAAGUUUGCAGGAAAUGCAGAAGGAAUUGGAACGUGCUCGUUUGGAGCAAGAGAAUGUUGCUACUGAAAAAAUGGACUUGGAAAGACGUCUCAAAGAAGUCCCCACUUUAACGUCCUCAAAUUCAGAUCUCGAAGUCCAACAGCUUAAAAAGGAAAUAGAAAUGUUACGCACUGAAUUGUCAAGAGCAGAAAUUGAAUUAGUCGAUAAUUGUUGGGCACCACCGCCUCAACUACAGUCCUGGCUACAAUACACCUAUGAACUGGAAAGUAAAAAUCAUUUAAAGAAACGUGUUUCUGCUGAAAAACAAUUACAAUCGGCUCGUGAGGCUUGUGAGAAAUUACGCAAGAAACGUUCGAGUUUAGUGGGUGCUUUCGUUUCGACUCAUGGCAAAAGUAUCGAUGAUGUAGAUCGUUCGAUUGUUGAGGCUCGAAAUUCAUUGGGAGAAGUUACGAAUGAGUUGCAAGAACGUUUACACAGAUGGAAACAAAUUGAACAGUGUUUGGGUAUGAAUAUUGUCAAUAAUAAUGGUUUACCUUAUUUGGAGAGUGUCUUGUAUGGUCGUAAUGGCGGUGGUGGUAGUGGUUCUUCGGUUAAGAGUUCAAGAGCACGCAUUACCAGCAGCUCCGAUGAUUUAGAUGAUGAAUCUGUUCAAGGUUUAAUUGAUGGUUACAGUCGGAAUUCUGGUCUAAGUGCUUCCACACUCUUAAAUAGUAGUUCGACAAUGGGACGAGAUGAUUCAUCGGGUAGUGAGGAUAAUAUCGAAUCACAAUCGGUGCAAUUUUAUUUGGGCAAUGCACCACCGACCCCCAUGCUAACAGCUGCACCAGCAAUAACACCACGUACCCCCCUGCAACAGGCACCAUUUGAAGUUAUGAAUCAUGUGGGCAAUCAUAAUCAUACGAAUAGUGCAACAGUGGCGGCCAUUGCCUCGGCUGCAGCAGCAACUGCACAACAGCAACAACAGCAUGCUUCUAACAAUGACAGUGUUAUACAUGAUUUAAAUCGUCAUAGUCCUUCGGUUUCAUCGGAACGUUCAGAUCGUUCUAUACCCGUACCACCGCGUACCAAAAAACACGCUCAUACAAAUUCGAUUUCGUCUACCAACUCGUCAGCUACGACAACGACUACAACACAUAGUGUAACAUCAGUACCCCCACCGCCACCUCCAAGUGGUCCCAUAGGUCGCGCACCUUUACCUCCACCUCGUAAAUCAAAUCAGAGAAACCAAAAACAAACAUCUACAUAAAUUUCUACUAUAACUACGUGUGCUACUACAUUAAAAUAAAUAAAUAGACUUGAUUAAAAAUACUAUUAUUACUACUACUAAAUGCUACUACUACUUAAUACUACUUUACCUAUUGUAUUAUAAUAAUUAUAGAAUU